AUGAAAGAGGAGCGCUUAUGCGGCAGUCCGUCGGGCAGAAUGAUCUCAAUUUCUUGUUGGUUCUUUGUUAUUUGUUUGGUCUCAGGUGAGUGGAAGGUCGAGGGUAGAUGAGUGGUGGUCUGGCAAAGCAUCUCUUUGAGUAUUGGCAAACUCAAUGUUUGUGGGAUAAAAAAAUUUACAGCAAGUUUUCGUACUGUACCCUUGCUUUAAAGCCACAAAUUUUCUAAGCACAAUGGUCAGAUCUUUAUCAAAUUAUAGCAUUUUCAUCAGGCAUGACUACAAGAUCGGGCCUUUGGCAUUUCCGAGCUUCCGGCUUUUGAAUUUCAAUUUUUCCGCCGUUUUGGCAAUAUUUUGGCAUUGUGUUUUACGCCCGUUUUUGGGGUGUUUUAUCGUCGCCAGCAACAUCCCGAAACGAAAAAAUGUCCCCGAUCCCUGUAGAGCCACAAAUACCCCUUGUUGCAUAAUGCCAAGAACCCAAAAUUGACAUCACAAUUUUUUGUUUCAUUACGCAAAAAAAGUUUCUGGGAGGGGCUUGGCCUUUAAAUUUUUAACCUCGGACCCAAAGGCCUCCUCCGGCCCUUUAAGACAUUUUUUUGAAGAUUUUUGAAUUUCAAUUUUUCAUCAUUUUGGCAAUAUCUUGGCAUUGUGUUCUUGGCACCACCCUUAUUUCUAAAGGUGUUUUAUCGUUGCUAACUACAUUUCGAACAUCAAAACAUUGUUUUCGAUCCAUUUAGAGCCACAAAUACACCUUGUUGCACAAUGCCAAGAACCCAAAGUUGGCAUCCCAAGUUUUCGUUUCAAAUCGCAAAAAAAUUUUUUUUGCUGACAAUGACAGGGGCACGUCAAGAAAUUCCGGGCAUUGCAAAGGUUCUCACAGCGAAAAAAAAUUCAUAAAAUAUGUCAUCCAAAUCGCACAUAACAACAAUGUUUAACCUAUUUUUUUUUUAUGGGAACUCUAGGGAGUACUACUAGUCGUAUACAACUGUUUUUUAUACCACUGGCACAUUCUGAAUGGGUGUCAUCGUGACGCAUUUUUUGAACACGGUUCGAGCUAGGCUAAAAAUAGUGCAAAUUUCAAGGCCGAAUAUCAAAAAAACUGUCCCAUCAAGCGGGACGAGACCGAUGUAGAUACUCGAAGAAUAGUUUAAGGAUUUUUUUGACGUGGAGCCUAUACCCCCUUCCAGUUCUCUCUGACUCGGUAUCGUCGAUACAAAAUUUUAUUUAGACGUUGUUUUCUUCGCCUUGGAAGACUGUCAAAAUACUAUGAUUAUGGGUAUAUUUUGGUUCUAUUAGCUUAAGCAACUCUCGAGCUUUCUAUUGGUAUCAAUAUCUUGUGAUUUACUAUUAAUCUUUAUGUCAAAAUCUUGCAAACCAUUUGGACAAAAACGGAUUUGCACCGGGCAGAAUGCCAAAAAAAAUACUAGGCUUUUUCAUUGGGCGCCCGUUUUUCUUUUAUUUUUUCUUGACGUGAGGGGCCGGGGCCUUAAAUUUUCAAUCUUGAGCCCGGCCCCACAAAAGUUACUUGAGUCCCGGCCCCAGAAAAGCUCGGCCCGGCUCUUUUCAAAAAUUCCGAAGCCCGGCCCCUGCCAUUUUUGGGGUUAAGUAUCUCCGCUCUUCCUGAAAAUCAAGGGCCAAUAUUUUUAUAAAUUGACAUGUGAUCUAGACAGCGGAUAUACGAAAAAUUUGAAGGAAAUCUGACCGCAAAAUUUUGUAAACUUCAAGGAUCAACCUGAUGACUAAAACAAUACAAUACUGUCUUUUCCAGAAGCUGUAAUCUCAAACGACAAAAAGCAGCCAUAUAUCAACGAGGAUGGUGCUCAAGUCAUUCCCAUGGGGAAGGAGGAGGUCGAGGAAAUGUAUCGAAAAUGGACUCAGCAAGGCGUCAGCUCGGUGAUCGCCGCAUUGGCCAAUAAUAAGUGAGUAUUUUGCCGAAAACUCGGCCAUAAAACCUGAAAAAAAUAAAUGUUUCUCGUAUUUUACAAUUUGAAGAUUCUAUUUCACAACUUGCAGACUAAAAAAACAUCGAGCACGGGUACGUGACGCCUUCGGAAAGUGCACAAAAGAGGCCAAAAACAUCAACAUGCAGGCAAUUUGUGUUCAGCGCCUGGAGAAUGGGGAUUUCGCGCCAAUUAUUGUUCUUGGUAAGGUAUGUUGGUUUUUACGGACAUAGCCGACAUUGCAGCGUCUGCAGAGAAUUUUUGGGUUCUUUAAUGCUCGGGAAAAAAUAGAAUUUUUUUUUCGAUAUUUUUAACUGUCAUUUCGAACUCAAAAAUCAGAGAUCUUUACGCCUAAAGACGGGAGAAAUCUAUGAUUUUUUGUGUGAAAAUUUGGAAUUUUAUGUGGUACUAUUUUUUUUUGUAGUGAGCAUAUUUUUUUGACAGUACUUUUCCAAUUUUUCGGUGAAAAAAUGAAUUUUUACUUUUAGAAAAUUCAAAAAAAUUUUAAAAAAUGAAAAAAUGAAAAAAAUAUCGGUUAAUUCUGCAUAACGCGAUUUUAAAAAAAUCCCGCAAAAGCCUCAGAAAACCAUAUUUUAUUGUUAAAUUUGCAUUUUUUUAAAAUUUUUUUGUAUUUUCUAAAGGUAAAAAUUAAUUUUUUUUUGAAAUAAUAACCCAAGCGCGACGCUCAGAUUUUCUUUAAAUUUCGCACACACAUCACGCAUAGGUCAUAGCUCAAUUCCUGAAAAUUUUAGCUCUCACUUUGCUAGCAGAGCCGAGAUAUCAACGAUCUUUCGUGAGAGCACGCAAAAGAGGGAGAGCGGUCAGAGAAAGGCACUUUUUGCCCAUAUCUUUGCCAGUUUUGGGUGGAAAAAAUUGAUUUUUUGUGGAAACAUUAUACUCUGCGGUAGAAAUAAAUACCAAACUUUUCAUGCCGAAAUUCGAAAAAAAAAAUUUUGAACUUUUUCAAACUUUCGACCUAAAAAUCUCGGUUGUUUGUGGAAAACGCGAGCUAGGAGUCUUGUAUAUGUCUUAGAAAGAGCUAUUCUAAAUUUGUGCCAAGUUUCAUCAUGAUAUGAGCGUCGUACUGGCCCAAUUUUCGAGAGAGAAAAACUUGACCCAUGGGGGUCAGAUUUGACUCCAUCUGGCUGAGAGAUGCAAAUCGCGAGCUAAAAUUUUUUGAAAUUGAAAUUAAGUAAAAUACUUACGUAGUAAACAAUUUUUUUAUUUUUUUUAUGACAACGCAAUUUUCAGAACAAAACACGGACCCGUCUCGACCGCCUGAAAGAGUCUUCUCCUCAACGAACCGACCGAUUGAAUCGACUGAAAAAUGCGAGCAAAUCGUCGGCUUGGGUGGGGAACUUCCGAACGUCUCGCUCCAAACGCUCUCCCGGCGUUCGCAACAGCCAAAGUUAUCGGCUGUUCAAGAGUCACGGCGACACCACGCCGUUCGGCACUGUCGCCAAGAAUUUGCUGAAAUCAGUGCUGGGAAUCAAACACAAGGAGCAACGUGAACGGUAAUGUUGGAUUGGGGAUGAAAAAUGUGGCCAAAUGGUCUUCGGGCUAAAAAAAAAAAAAUUUUCAAGGUGAAAUCUCGGGAAAAAUUUUUUGUUGCAGCCGAAGAGGCCUCCUAAAAAAUUCGAAGAGGCCCCCUUAAAAAAUGUCGAAGAGGCCCCUUUUUUUCUUUUUGCAUAAAACGCCCGUUGCAGGCGAAGACAUAGCUCAGCCGAAGAGGCCCCCUUUUUUUCUUUUUCACAAAAAUUCCCGAGAGGCUCCCAAAAUGGAACUUUUUUUUCAAAAUCAAAAAAUAGGGUUUGACAUGUUAUACGAUGGAAAGAUUUUGUCAUCGUAUAACAUGUCACACCCUAUUUUUUUAUUUUGCAAAAGUUUUUGGAGCCCCCAUUUCAAUUUUAAACAAAUUUUUUUUAAAAAGGGGCCUCUUCGUUUUGGGGCCUCUUCAUUUUGGGGGCCUCUUCGGCCUCAAUCAUGUUAUUGAAGGUGAAAAGUUUUUUUGCGAAUAACUCGCGAACUAAUGGACAAAAAUUUACAAAACUUGAAUUGUAGCGGUCUACAUGCCUUUUUUACGACGAAAAAAUUUUUAGCUAAAUGCCCUUGGGGGUUUUUUUUGAAAUCAAGAUUUUCCCAAGAAAUCCGACAAAUUUUUGUUUUUGAAAAAAGUGAUGAUUUGCCAGAGGCAAAAACUAAAUUUAUUGCUCAAAACAAGGUCCCAUAGUACCUCUAAGACAUGAAUUAGAAACAUUUCCCCAAUUACCUUCUAGGUAAUCAGCAAAAAACAACUUAUGAUUCUUUUUCAGAUGGGAGGACGUUGUGGAACAAGCAAAAGUCUUGAACAAAAAAGGCUCCCGGAUAUUCGAGAAGAAUGGAGAUUCGGACGAAAGUCUCGACGACCCAAUGAAAUUCCGGUCCAUUGCCAAGAGCUACGAGCGAGAAAAGGGCGGAGAAAUGAUGGAGUUGUCGAGAAAGGUAGGCUUUUACUAUAAAGGGGACCACCUCAAGUGCGACGCUCAGAUUUUCAUAAAAUUUUGCACAUAGUUCAGGCAUAUUUCAUAGCUCAAUUACUGAAAAUUUCAGCUCGCGCUUUGCAGCGAGAGCCGAGAUAUUCAACAAUUUUUCGAGAGAGCACGCGAAAUGUGGAGAGUCAGAGAAAAACACUUUUUGGCCAUAUCUUUGGCAGUUUUGCGUGGAAAAAAUUGAUUUUUUCGUGGAAAUAUUACUCCACAAUAGAAAUAUAUUAAGAAAAGAAACUUUGAAGCCAAAAUUUUUAAAAAAAUUUCAAAUUUUUGCCAAUUUUCGAGCAAAAAAUCUCGAUGGUUUCUGCAAAGCGCGAGCUAGGUGUCUCGGAUAUGGUUUAGAAAUAAUUAUUCCAAAUUUGUGCCAAGUUUCAUCAAAAUCGGAGCGUCGCAAAGUACUUAUCCUGUAGGACAAAAAGAAGCCAUUUUUCGUCAGGCCGGCUCUCCUAAUUUCUUGUGCUCUCUCAAAAAGAGGAUCCUUAAAAAUAUGUCGGCAAACGCCUAAAAAUUGCCUAAAAAUGAUGACUUUGUCUACUUCCCUUGUCAAAAAAAAUAUUUUUUUUUGGAAAAAUAUCAGUCUGUCGGGAAAAUAAUGAGCACGAAAAUCGCAUCGAAAAUCGCACCGAAAAAAUGAACUAUAUCGCGACAAAGUUUCUCUUUACUUUCUUUUUAUUUCUUUUUACUUCAGCGACGCGAUUGGCCCAGCGGCAUUUUGCACAUUAUUUUCCCGACAGACUGAUAAAACAUUAACUUUUUCAUUUUUUUCCAAUUUUUUCUUAUCUGUUUUUCGUUUCAGCUCUCCGAACUUGAAGAGGUUGACGAGCACGACCCGCGGGCUCGCCAACUCCUCCGAGAUAUUGUGGACGGGCAAAAAGAGAGGCCAAAAGUUAUGACGCCCCAAGAGAAGGUGGCGAAUCUGUUGAAGGAUGGGCUGAAAUUGGGCUACUCGCUGGCUGGACAGAACACAAGCGACUUCGAUGAGAAAUCGUUGAGAAUUGCGUCGCCGAGAUUCCUCAGUCUGAUGCCGGAACAGGAGUCGAAGAAUGAGGUAAAAUGAUAGCGAAAAUGUUUUAGCUAAACUGGCAAAGAUACGACAAAAAGGCAUUCAAAAAUCGUAUUUCAGAUUGAGCUCGCCUCUCCGUCGCUGCUCAGCCUCCACAAUCAAGGGCAUGGGAUUGAAAACCUCACAAGUCUCCCGAAUCUCCUCAACGGCAUCAACGAACAGGACCGACAGGCGUGGCUGGACCUCGUCGUCGAAGCGUCCGGCGUGACCGAUCAGCUGAAGGACCUCGCCGAAGUAGGUUUACCCUCCUCGGCGUGGUGGAGUCUCGGAUAUAACAAGACAAUUUUUCGAUAGGUGAAGGCGAAGAGGCCCCUUUACCAGGGAGUGUUGCAAAAAAGGCGAAGAGGCCUCUUUUUUCGUUUUCAAAGUCCGAAGAGCCCCCCCCCCCCACCGAAGAGGCCCACCUACCAAAGAGGCUCCUCAAAAAAAGGCGAAGAGGCCCCCAAAACGAAAAUGCCCCCUUUUCAAAAUGGGGUGUGACAUGUUAUACGAUGAAAUUUUUCAAAAUGAAAAAAUAGUGUGUGACAUGUUAUACAAUGCACAUUUUUUUAAAUCUACUUUGUUGAUUGCAAUAAAUUGAAGUAAUCAUACGAUGAGAAUUUUAGUGCAGGCUAUACAUUUCACACCCUAUUUUUUCAUUUUGCAAAUUUUUUUUCAUCGUAUAACAUGUCACACCCCAUUUUGAAAUAAAAAAAAUUUUUGGAAAGGGGCCUCUUCAUAUUGGGGGCUCCUUUCGUUUAGGGGGCCUUUUCAUUUUGGGACUUCUUCAUUUUUGGGGCCUCUUUAUGUUUGGGACCUCUUCGUUUUAGGGACCUCUUCUUCGAUCUCGAUCUUUUUCCAUGCCCAAAAAAUUUGUUAUACAGAGACGUCCCGCCAGACAUAAGCUAGCUUGUUAUUACGGUGAUUGUAGAAUUUAGAUCAAAGGAAUGGCGGCCCGUUCGAAGAUGGGUUUGAGGGAUAUCGAAAGCGUGGCAAACGCGAAGACGGAAUGCCCUUGUACUUCACGAAGGAGAAUGUGACAAAGAUCUACGGGGAAAAGGGGCAGAGCAAUUUGGAGCACUGGAAUGGAUUGAAUAAGAUGUUCACUAAAGAGCAGGUAACUUGGUUUACAAUUCAUUGACUUAAGGCGGGGAUUUUGGAGAAUAGAUCCGAAAAAGGCACCUCCGCGGGGAGGGCACCUCGGCGAAUAGGGCACUAGGGUGAAGAGGGUGACUCGGCGAAAAGGGCACCUCGGCGAAAAGGGCACCUCGGCGAAAAAGGCGCCUCGGCGAAGAGGGCAAAUGGGCUAAUUCGACACAUGAACGAAGAGGUCACCUUAAAGAAAAAAUGAUAUGGCAAGAGCGGGACCAAGGUGGAUUUUCUAAGAUUGAUUGUUUAGUUAUGGAAAAGGCGAAAGUUCCAAAAAAAAUUUAAAUGCCCGCUGCAAAACAGACCUGUUCAUUUUUUUGGAAAACUAAACGAUCAUUGUUAAAAAAUCGGCCUUGGUCCCCCUUACCAUGUCAUGUUUUCUCAAGGUGCCCUCUCCGCUAGGUGCCCUCUUCGCCGAGGUGUCCUCUCCGCUAGGUGCCCUCUUCGCCGAGGUGUUCUUUUCCUCUGAGAUGCCCUCUUCGCCGAGGUGCUCACUUCACCCAGGUGCCCUCUUCAAACCAAAUUGGCCACAGCCCCUCUCUAAAAUCAACCUCAUCCUUUCAGCUGAAAGAAAUGAACUCCACCGGCUUCGCGAUCCUCACCAAGCCCCAGCAGCAGUACAUGUACGGCGACUCCUCGCCAUAUUCAAACCGCGACGCCUUGCAACGCUUCCAGAACCUCAGCAAAGCCGACGUCUACGACGAGCUGGACCGCGACGUGAAGGCGUUGUCGCGGCCGGGCGCCCGACUCGACUCCCGACUCCAGGACAUCAUCCUGGCGCCCGUCUCGUUUACCUGGGUGGUGGGCACGCUGAACGUGGCGUCCUCGACGAUCCUGUCGCCGGUCUCGUUUUCGCCGAGCAUCCUGUCGCCGGUCAUCUUCGGCCCGAUGAUCAUUUCGCCGUGGAUUUUUUCGCCGCUCAUUUUGUCGCCCAAGCUGAUGUCGCCGCUGAUUUUGGCGCCGUACAUUUUCUCGCCGAUCAUUUUGUCGCCGUUAGUGUUGCAUCCGCAGAUUUUGUCGCCGGGUGUGUUUACGCCGCACAUUCUGGUCCCGUUCUUGUUGUCGCCGCUGAUCCUGACGCCGCAGGUAAAGUUUUAUGACAGUUUUAGCUUCAGGCUUUAAUCCACUCAGUAGCAGGCGAAGAGCCCCCUAAAGACCCCCCCCCAAAAGGCGAAAAGGCCCCUUUUAUCAUUUUCACGAAAAAGACGAAGAGGCCCCCACCGAACAGGGCCUUUUCGUUUUUUGGGGCCAGUUCAUUUUAGGAGUUCUUUAUUUUGGGGAGUUUUUUCGUUUUGGGGGCCUGUUCGUUUUGGGGCCUCUUCGGUCUUUUUCCAUGGCCAAAAUGGAACUACUUCUCAUUUUGAAGAUUUUUUGAGGGGACCUCUUCGUUUUGUGGGCCUCUUCGGUUGGGUCCUUUUCGUCUUGGGGACCAUUCUUUUUGAGGGUCUUUUUGUUUUGGAGGCCUCUUCGUUUUGGGCCUCUUCUGUCUCAAUUUUUUCCAUGGCCAUACUCAUUUUGAAGUUUUUUAAGAGGCCUCUUCGUUUUGGGGGCCAUUCAUUUUUGGGGUCUUUUUGUUUUGGGGGCCUCUUCGCUUUGGGGGCCUCUUCGCUUUUGGGGCCAUUCAUUUUUGGGGCCUUUUUGCUGUGGGGGCCUCUUCAUUUCGGGGGCUUUUUCGUUUUGGGGACCUCUUCGUUCCGAGCCACAGAAUUUUGGGAGAUUUUGGAAAGCGACAAUUCGAAAAUAGACACUUUUAUAGCCCUGCCGGCCAGCCAAAGCUCUAAUUCGCUGGUCUUGCCUCAGGAAUCCCUGUUUUCUUCCGAGAGUAGUACUCUUCGAGCAAAUAUAAGAAUAAAAAAAAAUAUUUUUUUUUCAAAUUUCAUUUCAUUUCAGGUCUUUUGCCCGCUGAUUCUGUCCCCUCUGGUAAUGGCGCCAGUGAUUGCGAAUCCGGCGGUGGGCUCGCCCAAGGUCCUCUCGCCCUUCGUUUUGUCGCCCUCGUUGUAUUCGCCGCAGGCAUUGAGCGGCCUGGUCUUGUCGCCGUACGCGUUGAGCCCGUUGUUCUUCUCGAAAGUGUACUUUUUCCGUCUUAUCUUGUCGCCCUCGUGGCUCAGCUAG
Messenger RNA from Bursaphelenchus xylophilus (pine wood nematode), 8768 nucleotides. The record is from the annotation of a GenBank genome assembly. Lineage: Eukaryota; Metazoa; Nematoda; Chromadorea; Rhabditida; Aphelenchoididae.